Molecule: messenger RNA, 693 nt
Organism: Symbiodinium pilosum
Lineage: Eukaryota; Dinophyceae; Suessiales; Symbiodiniaceae
Source: the annotation of a GenBank genome assembly
AUGGAGACUACAGAGCGCGACUUGAGGCAGCUGUCUGAGACCUUGGACUUCGUGGAAGACCUCCUGGCGCCCGGAGCGGCCGCGGAGGACCUCUCUGAGGUCCUGGGCGGCACGCUGCAGGAAUGCCAGGACUCCGGUAGGUUGAUUCUCUCCAUGGUCGAGUGGCGCUGCCUGUUACAAGGAGGCCUUUCUCUUGGGGUUGCUGAGCGGUGCUUCGGCGAUCCUCAGGGCUAUUGGGCUUUUUCUGGGCUAUAUCAGUCUUGGAGGCAGGGGCGUGUCAAGCACUGGAAGUCAGUAGAGGAGGCGACGCCUCCGGAGCAGGAUGGCCUCGCUCAGGUUGCCGCUAGACUCGUGCUCGUCCACUACGUGGAUGAUCCUGAUCUUUACCACCACCGAGUAGUCCGUAAGGGGCUAGAAGGGAACAAGGCCCAAGUGGUCACACCGGACCGGGAGACCUUUGUCACAGAGCUGGCUAUUGGGGAGCCAUACGAUGAUUUGAAGCGGCUGCGCAAUGGCCGUCUUCCGACUGGCCCCCAAGAAGAACGUGCCAGUGAUGACGACACUGCCGAUGAGCGCCGGCGGAUGCUGGAAGCGAUGCCAGAGGUGGAAGAGAUCGGCUUUGAUGAUUUCCCGCUGAGUGGGCCACGUACCAUCUACCGGGACAUGAAGCAGCUGCGCAGACUUGGUUUUUGA